Molecule: messenger RNA, 1624 nt
Organism: Zophobas morio
Lineage: Eukaryota; Metazoa; Arthropoda; Insecta; Coleoptera; Tenebrionidae
Product: UBA-like domain-containing protein 2-A
Exons: 3
Coding region: 188-544 (118 amino acids)
Biological process (GO): mRNA transport
Cellular component (GO): nucleus
Molecular function (GO): protein binding
Source: RefSeq, a predicted model, not a curated record
CACUCGUACAACUGACGUCAUUCAUGAUUACAACACAUCGGCUCGGUCGAAAACAGAGAGAGCGAAAAAGAGAGAGACGGUCCGUGGUGCGAGUGAGUACAAGAGUAGUUUUGAAAACAACUGUCUGUGGUGUGGUGUGCUCGCAUAUUUGUGCGAUUUUCGUCGAUAGCAGCUACCAAAAACCAAAAUGGAUGCGCCGUUACGCGAGCAAGUGAUGAUCAACCAGUUCGUCCUGGCGGCGGGCUGCGCCCGGGAGCAGGCCAAGCAGAUCCUGCAGUCGGCCCACUGGCAGUUCGAGACAGCGCUUAGUAUAUUUUUUCAAGAUGCAGCUUUACCUACGUGUCCGCCGGGUGCGUCUGCACAUUUCGGACAGGUGAUGACGCCAUGUAAUACGCCAGCGACGCCUCCGAAUUUCCCGGAUACACUGUUAGCAUUUUCCAAAUUGUCAACGGGCAAUGGAAAUAGCCCGUCAACCAAUAAUAACAAUGGGACACCACAAGCACGUCAAUCUCCACAGCCCACGACCACAACACAACAACGAUAAAAUGCGUAGAAUGCGACUAGUGCACCCAAAUUCAGAAGAUGCUCAGAGGACUAUGUAAAUUAAGUGACUGUAAUACUGUUAGUGGAUAUUUUGUUGAAGAAGUACCUAAAUCAUACUUCUGUUUUGUUGAAGUGAAUUUUUCAUUGUAUUCAUAAGGGUUGCCCUAAUAGCUUGUUCGGCUAUGUUUAUACAAGUAAUUGGGUGUUAUUUAUUCACAGAGUUCCUGCAAAAUGCAACAAAGUAGGUCCCGUAACAAUUAAACAAACUCUUCACGAACGACUAUAUCAUGAAAGAAUGAAAAUUGUCUUCACAAAUUGUGUACAUUAGAAUGUUAUUGUUUAUAAAGAUGACAUAAUUGAUUUGUUUGUACAACAGCAUCGAUGAUGAUAUUUUUUAAUAAAUUCCUGUGAUUGGACUCCAGUUAGAUGUUGUUUUUAUGCAUACAUCAGUUCUAAAACAAAAGACCAAUACUUACUAGAUUUAAGUUUUAGGACAACUCUUGUAGUUUAUUUACUUAUGUAUUAAUUUAAUCGUAAACGAAUUCUUCUUAAGACUUCAGGUUGUUGUUUUUGUAUGUACUGGUUUCAUAUAGCUGUUUAUGAUUUUCAACGCAGCAAGAUGAUGUAUUUUUCACCAUAAGUGUAUAUAUUAGAUUAUAAUAAUUUUGUUGUGAAAAUUGGACUUUGGCGCAGUCAAAAAUAUCAGGCAGAUAUUAUAGAAUGACGUUUGGCACUACGCAGUUUCUUUUAUGGAAGAUAUACAAUUUCAUAUGGCAAAGAUCAGAAUCAGUUUUUAGCGUUGUGCUGUAUGAAAGUGCAUAAUGUCAAACCUUCUUGUGAAAUUCACAGGUACGUCAACAAUUCUGAUAUUUUUAUACCAUGCCUUCCGUACUUCUGAAGUUCGGAAUUAAAGUGGCAGAAUAAAAAGGUGCUUUUUCUUCUAGUUCUUAAAUCCGUAGUUGGAGUUAUGUAAUAAAAUUUCUUUGUUAUUUUGUAUAUAUUAGUUAAGUUAAAAAAAGAGCUUAUAAUAGCUCAUCUUCCUACUUUCAACAAGAUGAUUACAACAAUAAAGUCAGCAGAA